Messenger RNA from Cornus florida, 983 nucleotides. Its product is annotated as peptidyl-prolyl cis-trans isomerase FKBP16-1, chloroplastic. Bases 91 to 723 code for a protein of 210 amino acids. The transcript is spliced from 8 exons. Lineage: Eukaryota; Viridiplantae; Streptophyta; Magnoliopsida; Cornales; Cornaceae. Gene Ontology annotation, molecular function: peptidyl-prolyl cis-trans isomerase activity. The record is from RefSeq and is a predicted model, not a curated record.
AAGAGUUACAUACACAAUUUCAAGCAGUCCCGUUCUUAUCCCUUGUUACAAUAACCUGCAACUCUUGAAGACUCUUCGUUUGGGAACUCAAUGGAAGCUCCUUCUUCUCAAUUCCUUAUCCAAUUUCCAGGCGCGUUCAGAUCUCCAAGUUGCAUGCACAAUGAGCAAUCAAAGAUUUUUGUGGCUAAGAACUUGGGUAACAGAUUCCCUUCCCUGAUAGUCAAAAAGUUGCCAAGAAGGUCGCUUUUGCAGUUUCUGGGAUUCAAUUCUGUCCUACUAAAUUCUUGUCCUGUUCUGGCCGCACCAAUGCAAGAGAUGAAGGAACCUGAAGUAAUUCGGACCCAGAAGCUUGGUAAUGGAGUGAGGAUACAAGAUAUUGUUGAAGGGGAAGGACCAGAGGCUCGUGAAGGAGAUUUGGUUGAAGUUAAUUAUGUUUGCCGGCGGUCAAAUGGAUAUUUUGUGCAUAGCACUGUGGAUCAAUUCAGUGGAGAAAGCAGUCCCAUUGUACUUCCUCUUGAUGAGAAGCAGAUAAUAAAGGGCCUGAAGGAUGUACUUAUUGGCAUGAAGGUUGGAGGGAAGAGAAGAGCAUUGAUACCUCCUUCGGUGGGAUACAUUAAUGAGAACCUAAGCCCAAUCCCUGAUGAGUUCGGCCCUCGACGUAGCCUUUUGUCCCAUGCAAAGGAGCCAUUGAUAUUUGAAGUGCAGCUCUUGAAAGUUUUAUGAUUUCAUCUUUGUUAUAUAUUGUCUACUCAGAGUUUGCUUAAAUACCCAGAUUUAUUUGCACCUUUGUGUUUUCGGUCUCAUAGAUUACUUUGGAUGCUAAGAUUCUUUAUUUAGAUUUAGAAUUCCUACCUAUUGCUGGUGGAAACAUAUGUAUCUAGUUGGUGUGCAAAUACAUUUGUCUAUGAAUUUGGAAUCGACUGUAUUAUAAUGAAAUAUAUAUUCGUCAAAGGAAGCAGAAAAUGAUACAAGAUUUCCAUAAA